AUGGGAGGUGAGCUAUGUGCAACAAUGGGAAAUGGGUUCUUCACAAGAGUAGGCAAAUCAUGGAGCCAGUUGGGGAAAGGGUUAAAUGAUGAAGUCUCAAAGAGCAAAGUUGGCAAGUACUUCAAGUUAGAAGCAAGAAAGAGCUGUUUUACUAAGGAACUACGUGCCGGCUUAGCCACUUUCCUCACCAUGGCCUACAUCAUCACCGUCAACGCCACGAUCAUCGCCGACUCCGGCGGCAUGUGCUCCAUGGCCGACUGCUCCGCUCCGGCAAACCAAACAGCCACCCUGGAUUGCAUGCUCAAGCCGAAUGAAGGGUACCAAAGUUGCCUCUCAAAAACCAAGAGUGACCUCGUUGUUGCUACAAUUGUAUCAUCCAUGAUUGGGUCAAUUGCCAUGGGUGUCUUGGCAAAUCUGCCCUUGGGCUUAGCCCCAGGCAUGGGCCCAAAUGCUUACUUGGCUUAUAACUUGGUGGGUUUUCAUGGAACUGGGAAUAUGUCUUACCAAACUGCACUAGCUGUGGUUCUAGUUGAGGGAUGUGUUUUUCUUGCAAUUUCAGCCUUUGGGAUCAGAGAAAAGCUGGCCAGGCUUAUCCCUCAACCUGUUAGGCUUGCUUGUGCCGCAGGAAUUGGCUUGUUCAUUGCUUUUGUGGGCUUGCAAAUCCACCAAGGUGUAGGCCUAGUUGGACCAGACCCAUCCACAUUGGUCACCAUCACCGCUUGUGCUAAUACAAACCCACAAACUGGUGAGUGCCUUGGUGGAAAAAUGCAUAGCCCAAAAUUCUGGCUGGGUUCUGCUGGGUUUUUAAUUACAUGUUAUGGCCUAAUCAAGGAGAUUAAGGGUAGCAUGAUAUAUGGUAUUGUCUUUGUCACACUUAUUUCAUGGUUUAGGGGCACACAUGUGACAGUUUUUCCCAAUACACCAGUUGGUGACACAAGUUACAAUUACUUCAAGAAAGUGGUAGAUUUUCACAAAAUUCAAUCCACAGCUGGAGCUGUUAGCUUUAGCAACUUCAGUAGGUCUGAGGUUUGGGUGGCUUUGGCCACCUUGCUAUAUGUUGAUGUGCUUGCCACCACAGGCACAUUGUAUACCAUGGCUGAAAUGGGAGGUUUUGUGAAUGAUGAAGGAGGCUUUGAAGGUGAGUACUUAGCAUACUUGGUUGACGCCGGCUCGACCAUCGUGGGGUCUGCAUUGGGGGUGUCCCCCAUUGCAACAUAUGUCGAAUCUUCAGCAGGUUUGAGAGAAGGUGGACGAACAGGGUUAACAGCAGUGACAAUUGGUUUAUGUUUUUUUGUAUCAUUGUUUUUCAUUCCUCUGUUGUCUAGUGUGCCUCCAUGGGCUAUAGGCCCUUCACUGGUCAUGGUUGGGGUGAUGAUGAUGAAGGUUGUGAAGGACAUAAACUGGGGAAACAUGAAGGAAGCUGUGCCUGCUUUCAUAACCAUGCUUCUCAUGCCUCUUACUUAUUCUAUAUCGAAUGGGAUUAUUGGUGGCAUUGGGCUCUACAUUGCUCUUAAUCUAUAUGACUAUUUGGUGGUGCUGCUUAAGUGGUUGGCUAAGAUGAGAAGAAUGGUGGUCAAAGAACACAAUCAAGUGUCUGCUACAGCUGCUGUAGACUCAGCAAAUGAAAUUAUUUGAAGGGUUAGAGGUCAAAAUCAACCUAAUUUUGUUGAGAAAGAAAAGUAGGGUUGGAAAAUUCAAGCAACAGCUGUGUACAGAUGUAGUUGAUCAAAUUUUAAUAUUUCAUGAACAUCCUUUUUACGAAAUUUAUGCAAAUGCUCAGAC
Prunus mume (Japanese apricot) is the source of this 1782-nucleotide messenger RNA. RefSeq names its product Xanthine/uracil permease family protein (gene AZG2). Gene Ontology annotation, biological process: guanine transport; adenine transport; transmembrane transport. Gene Ontology annotation, molecular function: purine nucleobase transmembrane transporter activity. Lineage: Eukaryota; Viridiplantae; Streptophyta; Magnoliopsida; Rosales; Rosaceae. Gene Ontology annotation, cellular component: plasma membrane. The record is from RefSeq and is a predicted model, not a curated record.